CCGCGGCGCCGGUCCCCUCCGCCGGCCUCACAGGAACACGUCCGCGCCGCUCACAUCCGUCGCCCUCACCGGAACACGUCCGCGCCGCACGCCUCAGUAGGCCUUCACCAGACCACCGCCGCUCCCCCCCGCUCCGCUCCUUGAGCUCGCCUUUGAGCCGGCGGUGAGCCGGUGGCGAGCUCCUGCAGGCUGCUCCUCUCCUUCCGCGGUUCCUCCCCGUUCCCCGACUCCACCCUCAGCCCUCUGACCCUCUCAAGCAGCAGGCUAGUCAGCAGCCAGCAGCGAGGCACGGAGGCAGGCAGGCCGGCGGCAGCUCGCUUGUUUAGACCCCGACCCCCACUUUGCUCUCGAAGGCAGUAUCAUCAGCAGCACCCAUCCAAGGUUCACUCCUGGUGCCAUUGCCUUACUAAAGUUAGAACAGAGAUCAACUUUGUCAGUUGGAGAGGCUUGGCGCUGCUUCGACAUCCUCAGGAGAGCAAACAAGAAGAUCGCCACGUGCUCGGCGCUGAUUGCUGGAAGAUGGCGCGGCACUGAUUGGUGGAAGUUGUAACGGCGAUCUGAUAUCUGACAUUUGUCCGAAUCCAUUGUGAGUGCGUGGCUGCGUGUGUACCUUUUUUAGCCUCGUUGGAAUGGAGUGCAACAAGGAUGAGGCCCUUAGGGCGAAGGAAAUUGCAGAGAAGAAGUUUGAGUCCCGGGACCUGCAAGGGGCCAAGAAAUUCGCUCUCAAGGCCAGUACACUUUUUCCUGAUCUUGAAGGCAUUGUGCAGCUUAUCACCAUGUUGAAUGUUUACCUUACCUCGGAGGUGAAGAUUGCUGGCGAGAGGGACUGGUACUCUAUCCUUUCCGUGGACACGUCGGCAGAUGAUGAAACUGUGAAGAAACAAUACAGGAAGUUAAUGCUCCAGCUCCAUCCCGACAAGAACAAAUCUGUGGGUGCUGAUGGUGCAUUCCAGUUUGUUAAAGAGGCAUGGAAUGUGCUGUCCGAUAAAACCAAGAGAGCACUGUACGACCAAAAAAGGAAAUUAUUUGUACUACAGCAGAAGAAAUCUCAAUCAAAUAAGACAAGUGUAGCUCCUGGUGCAGCCAAUGGCUUCGAUAAUUUCACAGCAAAAGCACCCGCUUCCAGAGCAAAGGCAAACAAGCAAAAGACAGGAUCAGCAACAUCUGCAGUGCGGCAGCGCCCGCCUCCUCACCAUCAGGCUCCUGCUCCACCUCCACCUCCAGCAACGCAUCCUACAUUUUGGACUUCAUGCAACAAAUGCAAGAUGAAUUUUGAAUAUCUCAAAGUGUAUUUAAAUCAAAAUCUUCUCUGCCCUAGCUGCCGUGAGCCAUUUCUAGCGAAAGAGGUGCCGGUGCCACCGACUGAGAAUGUUCAUGCAGUACGGGAUUCAAACAUCAGUGAUGCAACUCAAGAUGCGAGCACUAGCAGAAAUUUCCAGUGGGGUUCGUUCUCAAGGGCAGCUGGUGCUGCUAGUGCUACUGCAUCAUCUGCUGCUGCUACUCAAGCUGCUAAUAUGGUUCAUCAGACGUAUGAGAAAGUUAAGAGAGAGAGGGAGGAGGCACAAGCAGCAGCAAGAAGGGAAGAUGCUCUACAGAGGAAGCACAAUCUUCUAAAAAGGAAAGCAAAUAUGGAGAAUGUUAGCCAUGGAAUGGGUGCUGGUGCAUCUGGAAAGAAGAUGAAAACUGUGGGUAAAGAAACUGGAGUUGGUUCUUCCUCCUUUCUCUCAGGUCCAUGGGCCAAUUGUGUUAGAACACCAGGCUGUAAUAUACCAUUUUCAACCAACAGUGAAACCUUUAAGUUUCAAGGUGUUAAUGGUGUACCCAGUUGGAGACCCAUACCUACUCGGAUCAGCGUAACUAAGACUUUCUCUCAGCCAGAUAUCAGGAGAAUUUUGAUUGACAAGAUGAAAAGCGAUCUGAGGGAGAAGCUAGGGGAGAUGAGAAGUAAACCAUUCCAAGUUACUCUUGAUGGAAAAGCGAGCAAAAAACACGUGGUUAACGGACAUGUUGAGGGUAAUGAAACUCUUGCAUCAGAUGAUGGUACUACAAACAAAGAUGUUUGCGCUGAUCCAGAGGAGAAUGGUUCUGCUAAUAGCGCAGGUUCUGAAAACGAAGAUGACGACCCUUUCUCUUAUACUGUUCCUGAUCCUGAUUUCCAUGAUUUUGAUAAGGAUCGUACUGAGAAAUCUUUUCAGACUGACCAAAUUUGGGCUUCAUAUGAUGACGAAGAUGGUAUGCCUCGUUAUUACGCAUAUAUUCAGAAACUUAUUUCCGUGAAUCCGUUUAAGGUCAAAAUAAGUUAUCUUGCAUCAAGGACGAACAGUGAAUUUGGACCGUUGAGUUGGGUUUCUUCUGGCUUCAUAAAGACAUGUGGUGAUUUCUGGAUUGGUAAAUAUGAAACUGUUGAUAUUAUCAACAUGUUUUCUCACCAGAUUAAAUUCGAGAAAGGUCCACGUGGGGUGGUCCAAAUUUAUCCACGGAAAGGUGAUAUCUGGGCUUUGUACCGAAAUUGGUCCCCUGAUUGGAAUGAAGAUACUCCUGAUGAUGUGCUUCAUGUCUAUGAUCUGGUUGAGGUACUGGAUGAUUAUGAUAAAGACCAUGGAAUUUCUGUUAUUCCCUUGAUUAAGGUUACUGGAUUGCGAACAGUUUUCCAGCAUCAUCAGGACCGUGAUGCCAUCAAGAGGGUCCCAAAAGAAGAGAUGUUUCGGUUUUCACAUCAGGUUCCUUUUUACAGGAUGACAGGGGAAGAAGCUCCGAAUGUCCCCAAAGAUAGCUAUGAGGUAGACCCAGCUGCUAUUUCUAAGGAACUUCUUCAGGAGGCAGAGGGAACUUCUAAAUGCUGAUUAAAACAGUUGAUGCUGACUCCAUUAUGCCUUUGUUGACCUGCUGUUUAGAAUCUAAUAUUUGUCGACAUUUGCUAGUUUCUAUAGUUUCCUAGCUUCUGUUACUUUUGACAAUUACCUUUUGGAUACAAUGAUUGGUCUGGGGAUAGCCAUUCCUAAAUCAUCUUGUAUGGCAUCUGGGCAAGUAAGUGUCUUGUCAUCUCAACAAUGUUGCUGAUAGUGUGAGUAAAAGACAGUCAUCUUGUAUGUCACAAAAGUAUCUGAUAUGCAAUGUUUGUUCUUGUCUAAAA
This is a messenger RNA of Lolium rigidum, 3133 nucleotides long. RefSeq lists its product as uncharacterized. Bases 630 to 2843 code for a protein of 737 amino acids. NCBI's taxonomy places the organism in Eukaryota, Viridiplantae, Streptophyta, Magnoliopsida, Poales, Poaceae. The transcript has 3 exons. The record is from RefSeq and is a predicted model, not a curated record.